AUGGCAGAAACAUCCAACAAAGAUCUCGAUUCCGAGACAGGAGCUGCGAAGCGCAAAGAAGCUACUGGACCCGAUGUCUCAAACUCGGCGAAAAAGAGAAAGGUUUUGAAGACGGCCGCAAAACAUGGGAUGCUUCUGAUGACGGUUAGAUCGCCGAAGUGUAAACCUGGUGGUAUGUUGUUGAAUUGGCCGCCUGGUCGUGUUUCAAUGUCUAAAUCCAAGUCGGAGGACAUUGAAGAGGAGGGAAUGGGAGAAGUAGUUGACGCAUUGAGUGAAGAUGCGUGGGUUCCUGAUACGCAAUCGGAUAAGGAGAAAGGAGAGAGGGUGAAGGGUGUUGGAAGUCCUUAUAUUGAUAAUAGACCCAAGCGAAAGACUACUAUGACGCGGAAGAAAUUGGAGACAAAAGCUAAGGAAGUCAAGCAAGCUGCAAGAAAUUCAGGGCCGAAAACAUCGAGACCAAAAGCAGAUUCGGGGGAUGUCGCAUCUGAAGUUCAAGUUGUCAUUUUUUCGGGAACGCCAGCUGAAAAAGAGGCUGCUCUUACUAUUCCUGGAAGUGUAGAGCCAGCAACCGCUCCUGGAAGAGUUACGACGCCUAAGAAGUCUAAGACGUUGAUUUUCAAGCUUCCUAUUCGAGCUCGGCUUGAUGAGAGACCACCAGCGACAUCUGAGAAGAGCAGAAAAGAGGGGCUCAUUACACCGACUCCAACCACCACGGAGACUCCUGAGCCCGAGAAUGGAGUUCUCGCCCCGGAUGAUGAUCUUUCUAAGGCUGAGGAUUGGAAAAGCACAAAAUUGAUAGUUGCAGAGGCUCAAGCAUCGGUUGCUGGAAAGAAGUCAAUUCGACGAAUCCAACCAACUCCUGUUACUGGCAAUACACCACCUUCUUCGCCAAAAGUCAGACCAGCAGUGUUGAAGGCUUCUGCAGCAGAUGUUUUGAGAGCGAGUCCAUGCAGAGCAGGACCUCGGUCAGAAAAUAUAUCAACACUAUUGUUGCCAGAACAUUCUUCUGGGAACAAGAGUUCUUACACAUUUCUGAGAGACCACACUCCAGCAACUCCAGAGAGUACCGAGUCAUCCUCGCAAUUCUCAUCGUCACCCUCCGCAAAGUCGGAAGUCUCGUCAUAUUCAUCAUCGUCUCGCAGAAAGCGAUUCCCUCCAUCCCACCUCCCAGGCGGUCUCGGAGUCAGAAUCCACGGUAAGGCCUUCCCACGUGGUGUGACUGCCCCAUCGUCGCAACAAAUUCUCAACAUUAUCACACCAGCAGUACGAAGACGUCGUGUAACUCCAUGGAUUACUGACGAGAAGGCAUCGGCUUUAGCCGAGGAGAUUUUCGCUGCCAAAGCUUUAGUUGGGGGCAAUGUAUAUGAUGUCUUGAGAAUGCCAGUAUAUCGAAUCUGGGAGGAGCAACGACAGAAUUACGAGAAGAUUAUGCAUGUGUUGAUGCAGGAGAUGGCGGGUGGUGGGAAAGUAGUCCUUGGGUUUACGUGUAAGCAAGCAUCUUUUCAUGCUGAGUUGGGACGAUGGGAGUGAAUUUAAUGUACAGUACUGACACAUACUAUAGAUGUCAGACAGGCAUGGUCGAUAAUCUCGGCCCCUGGGAGGAAGGCUGUUUAUGACCAAAAACUUAAGGCACAGAUUGCAGCAGAAGACACCGCAAUAGUACCAUCAAUGUCUGGCCUUGGGCUCGUACUCGAAGGUCAACCUUUCACCCCCUCUUUUCAUGAACUAGGUGACGAACGCGGCUCUGGGCUUGAGGACACAAAGUACAUGGCAUUCCGAGUCCAUAAACCCCUCCGGAUGCCACUCCACUCGCACAUCUCCUUCUGGUCAGCCCUCGCUUACGUGCUUCGAGGGGACAUGCAAUUCUGGGAGUCCAUCAAGGCCACAACAUUGCGAUUCUGGACUUCAGUCUUGGAAUCAAAGAACCCUGCUCAUCCUCAAAAAGCAGGAUAUGAAAUUAUUCGUGACUAUGGAAUUUCUCGCGGCGAUGAGAGUUUGGACAAUCAACUCAAAGGAGACCACAAGGUCACACCCGAGAUGUGGCAAGUAACUGCAGACACAUUCUCCGUUGAGCUCCUUACCAUAAUCAACAGUCCUCCCAAUUCAAGAGAAAAGAGGAUCAAUACUCUCCCAGUCGUUCCUCGUGGCUCACACAAUCGACAACAAAUCCUUAUUGUUUACCAUCCGUUGUCGCGGUGCUAUGAACCCGCAUAUCCGGUCAAUAAGCAAGCUAGUGAGUGGAAGCACGAAAAACAUAUGCCCAUUGAUCGGGUAAAUGCACCACAGGGUGAGGUGAUCGAGAGGGCUGAAACGAAGAAGAGAGUGAGUGAAGAAAGACGUUGUCCAUUCCUGGAGAGAGACUGGAGAGGGGCUUUGGUACGACCUGUGAAGAAGAUGAAGGGGCAUGAGGGAGAGAUUGAGGCGCCAGGAGCUUUGAUUGUUGGGGGGUCGUGGUGA
This is a messenger RNA of Hymenoscyphus albidus, 2457 nucleotides long. The record is from the annotation of a GenBank genome assembly. NCBI's taxonomy places the organism in Eukaryota, Fungi, Ascomycota, Leotiomycetes, Helotiales, Helotiaceae.